AUGAAGCAGGCAACAAGUCUAAAGAAAAAAGUUUCAAAUCCGAACAAAGCUCAAAGUCCUCUGAAGAAUAUGAAUUCUGUUAGUCAAUAUCGUUCAAGUGCUGAACUAGUCAAGGAAUAUGAGAUUAAGAGAGAACAACUUUCAAAAGAACACAACGAUAAAAUUAGGAAAUCUCAGUCACCGAUGACACAUAAAAGAAAGAAUCUUGAGGAGUCUGUUGCACAACAAGGAAAUAGUAUAUUGCCUAUUAACAAGUCAAUGAGCCAAUCUUCUACAAGGAAAGAGAUUAAUGCUUCACAUAUGAUCACUGGAAAAGGACAAAUCAAACAACAAUUAUUUCAACCUCAAUCGGGAGAGCCCAUUAAAAAGAGAGGAGUCGAAUCACCUAUGCACAACUUUAUGUUCCAAGGAUUUUCAAAGGUUGAUGUUAAUACUUUAGAUGUCAUUGGAAUAUCACAAGUUGAACAAGAGAAACAAUAUGCUAUUAAAGAGCUAGAAAACUUUCUGCCCACUGAAGAUCUAGAUGAACAUAAUAAACGAUUAGAUGAUCCUGUAGAACAAGAAGAAAUUGGUGUGGAUGGAUGGUUAAAUAGUGAUGACGAUAUGAAUGUUGAUUGUGGUACAAAUGGAGAAGCAGUGGGACCAACUGACAAGGCAGUUUCUAAUUUAAGAAACUUCAUAGGAACAGUAGGAAGGAAUCCUAGAUUUAUCAACUUGUUGUACACUAGUUGGCAUGCUGUUCCAGAUGAAACUAAAAAACGCAUGUGGGAUUAUGUCAAUUCAAAAUUUCUGAUUCCAAAGGAAGGACAGAAGUGGGUGAUGCAUGGUCUUCGUGAUGCUUGGAGGGGAUUCAAGAGAGAAGUUAAACGGAGAUGUUCUGAUAAAAGACUUACUGUUGAAGAAAUGCUAGAAAAACGUCCCGCUGGCGUUCCAUCUGUUCACUUACGUCAGUUGAUCGAGUAUUGGAAGCUUUCAGAAGUUGAAGUAAGAUUAAAAUAA
Messenger RNA from Capsicum annuum, 999 nucleotides. RefSeq lists its product as uncharacterized. The transcript is spliced from 4 exons. NCBI's taxonomy places the organism in Eukaryota, Viridiplantae, Streptophyta, Magnoliopsida, Solanales, Solanaceae. The record is from RefSeq and is a predicted model, not a curated record. Bases 1 to 999 code for a protein of 332 amino acids.